ACCCUGCUCCCUCUCCAUUCUUCCAUUCCUCACCAGUCACCACUACGCACCUUUUUUUGCUUUCUCUCUGCCUUCGCACGCAGACAGUCUCGUUCUCUUCUUCCUCGGGAUCCGAUCCGACAACCCGACAACCUGUGGAAGUACAAAGAACAACAAAAGACUGUUGGGGUUUCAAUUCCCGAGGGAUCGUAGUGCGUGCUCCCUUGAUAACUCACUCUCUUGCAUCUCGUCCUUCCUUUGUCCCAAUAAGAAGGAGAUCCUGUCAGAAUUGAAGUGAUCGAUUGGAAGUAUCUCUGGCGACAUUCCAUUUUUGAAGCAAAAAGGAUUUUCUUGCUAGUUUCGGGAAGAUCCAACUCUGUGUUCUUCAAGAACUAGCUGCAGGUCUCAGGAUAUAAUUAAAAGGAGAGGAUCGAAUAUGAACACAUUUUCACGUGUCCCCCCAGGAUUUCGAUUUCACCCUACUGAUGAAGAACUUGUUGAUUACUACCUGAGGAAAAAGAUCACUUCAAGGAGGAUCGAUCUUGAUGUCAUUAAGGACGUCGAUCUUUACAAAAUUGAGCCGUGGGAUCUUCAAGAAUUAUGCCGUAUUGGGGCGGAGGAUCAGAAUGAGUGGUACUUUUUUAGUCAUAAGGACAAGAAAUAUCCGACCGGAACUCGCACAAAUAGAGCCACCGCAGCCGGAUUCUGGAAAGCAACGGGAAGAGACAAGGCUAUUUACUCCAAGCAUGACUUAAUUGGCAUGAGGAAGACCUUAGUCUUUUAUAAAGGCCGAGCUCCGAAUGGACAGAAAUCUGAUUGGAUUAUGCAUGAAUACCGUUUAGAAACAGAUGAGAACGGAACUCCUCAGGCAAAAGGUUGGGUUGUUUGUCGGGUGUUCAAGAAAAGAAUGGCAACCGUACGCAAGAUGAGUGAGCAUGGAUCUCCAUGUUGGUAUGACGAUCAGUCCUCUUUCAUGCCCGACCUCGACUCGCCCAAGCAAACUUCACACCCUAAUUUUGCUUACCACCAUGUGCCCUAUGCUUGCAAGAAAGAGCUGGAUUAUCAAUAUCAAGUUCCUCAAGAACAUUUCCUUCAACUCCCACUCUUAGAGAUCCCAAAAAUGCUCAAUUCAUCAGUUGCACCAUUGGUUGGCCUACACAUGAACCCUGCAAUUAGCACUAUGCAGUCAUCACCGGCCAUGACCGAAGAAGAACACAUACAAAAGACAAACAACAGCAGUGCCCAACUGGCAGAUCAGUUAACGGAUUGGCGAGUUCUCGACAAGUUUGUUGCUUCUCAAUUGAGCCAAGAGGAUGCUCCUGAAAAGCACAAUUAUUCCAAUGAAAACCACAUCUUCGCACCAAACAUCGACAUGAACAUUGUGAGGAAAAUGGACGAGCAAGAAGCUGAAGUGAUAAUGCCACAGAACAACACCUCGACCAUGCCUGUCUCCAACCCUCUAAUUGAACUCUGGAAGUGACAUGGUAAUAAUAGACUUUCACUACUCAGUGGUAUAUACUGAUUGUAGGAUAUUCAUCUUAGACGAUGGAAGUUGUUGGCCAACUUCUUGUGUACAUUAUAAAGCGAGGCCGGCAGUAUAUAAAUUCGACCAUUGAGCUUCUGUCUGACCUUUGUAUAAUGUUUAACUGAGCGAAAAUGGUUAGAGAGGAGGUCAUUUAUAUUUCUAGAAACAUGAGCAACUCCAUAUAGGUAUUAUGAUGUGUACUGUGUAGGUUAAUGUUGUUGCACCUUUCUUGUGAAGGACAGGCUUAUGUGUAGCCUCCACCUGAACUGUGUAAGUUGUCGCAGCCGCAUGCGCUGUUUAUUCAAGUUCUUGAUAUGUGAUCAUUAUUGCGGAUGUGUUGAUUGUA
Molecule: messenger RNA, 1850 nt
Organism: Syzygium oleosum
Lineage: Eukaryota; Viridiplantae; Streptophyta; Magnoliopsida; Myrtales; Myrtaceae
Product: NAC domain-containing protein 7-like
Exons: 5
Coding region: 416-1459 (347 amino acids)
Biological process (GO): regulation of DNA-templated transcription
Molecular function (GO): DNA binding
Source: RefSeq, a predicted model, not a curated record